CGCAGAGCCCGGGUCGCCGAGAGGAGGCUGCACCCUCGCCACGCGUGGCCCGAGCGGGCGUGGAGCCGGCUGUCCUCUGAAAUGUGACCCAAUUCCGCCACCCAUGCGGGUCCCCAGGUCCCCGGCGCCCCGCUGCCCGUUUUUGUCGCUGCUGCUGCUGCCACUGUUGGCAGCGCCGUGGGGACAAGCAGUUCCCUGUGUCUCUGGUGGUUUGCCUAAACCUACAAAUAUCACCUUCUUAUCCAUAAACAUGAAGAAUGUCCUACAGUGGAAUCCACCAGAGGGUCUACAAGGAGUUGAAGUUACUUACACUGUGCAGUACUUCAUCAGAUAUGGGCAAAAGAGAUGGCUGAAUAAAUCCGAAUGCAGAAAUAUCAAUAGGACCUACUGUGAUCUUUCUGUUGAAACUUCUGACUAUGAGCACCAAUAUUAUGCCAAAGUUAAAGCCAUUUGGGAAACAAAUUGCUCCAAAUGGGCUGAAACUGGUCGAUUCUAUCCUUUUGUAGAAACGCAAAUCGGCCCUCCAGAGGUUGCUCUGACCACUGAUGAGAAGUCCAUGUCCAUUUUCCUGACACCUCCAGAGAAGUGGAAAAGAAAUCCAGAAGACAGUUCUGUUUCUAUGCAACAAAUAUACUCCAAUCUGAAGUAUAACGUGUCCAUUCGCAAUACUAGAUCAAAUAGAAUGUGGUCCCAAUGUGUGACCAACCACACGCUGGUGCUCACCUGGCUGGAGCCGGACACCCAGUACUGCGUCCACGUGGAGGCCUUCGUCCCAGGGCUCCCCCGCCCCACCCGGCCUUCGGAGAAGCAGUGUGUCAGGACCUUGAAAGAUCCAUCUUCAGAGUUCAAGGUUAAAAUCAUCUUCUGGUAUGUUUUGCCCAUAUCCAUUAUGGUGUUUCUUUUUUCUGUGAUGGGCUAUUCCAUCUACCGAUAUAUUCACGUUGGCAAAGAGAGACACCCAGCAAAUUUGAUUUUGAUUUAUGGAAAUGAAUUUGACAAAAGAUUCUUUGUGCCUGCUGAAAAAAUCGUGAUUAACUUUAUCAGCCUCAGUAUUUUGGAUGAUUCUAAAAAUUCUCAAAAGGAUACAGGUUUGCUGGAGAAAAGCAUCAGUGAUGUAUCGGACCUUAAUAACCCCGAGCCCAGCCGGAACCCUGAGCCCCCUCAGGGGGAAGAGGAGGUGAAGCAUUUAGGGUACGCCUCACAUUUGGUGGAAAUUCUCUGCGACUCUGAGGAAAACACCAAAGGCGCUUCCCGCUCCCAGCAGGAGGCAUCCAGCAGAACCACAUCCACGGAGAAAAGGGACCUAGGGUAUGAAUAUGAUGUAAGAUCCGCUGACAGUUGUGCGGGGCCUGAAGACCCAGCGCUCAGCCUGCAGCAGGUUUCAGGCCGGGGAAGCUUAUAUGAGCAUCGGGCAGCUCUGGCACAAUUGGACCCACCAAUGUCACUGUACUCACGCGCCCCGCAGCUCCGAGACUUGCACUCCCAGGCACAGGAGCACACAGACUCAGAAGAGGGGCCUGAGGAAGAGCCAUCAGCGACACUGGUUGAUUGGGACCCUCGGACUGGCCGGCUGUGUCUAUCUUCCCUGUCUAGCUACGACCAGGACUCAGAGCACGCUGAGAAUGACCGGCUGGCAGAGGAGGGCCUGUUAGCCAGGCUCUACGAGGCGCAGGCUCCAGACAAGCCGCCAGAAGAACAUGAAACCUAUCUCCUGCAAUUUAUGGAGGAAUGGGGCUUAUAUGUACAAAUGGAGAACUAAUGCCAAACCCUCCCUUGGCCAGCCCCCCUCAUGAGACAAGGCAUGGGAGUGCCAACAGAUGAGGGACCCAACAAGAUCGUACCUACCUGGGAUAAAAGAAGUUUGUUCACACUUCUCAGUGUUUGUGAGAAUUACUCAUUUUUUCACUUUAUGCUCAUAGCUCUUGUCUGGUCCUGCCGCCUACCAGUGGUUGGUUCAUGUACACAGCCUCUUACAAUGGCAGGGCUGGGAAGCACCCGGAGUGCUGUGGUUGGCCUGUUUCAUUACACAGAGGAAGCAAUUAAUAGAUGUUUGCCCAAUUGGGUGCAGAAUUUAUUCAAGUGGGUUUAUUAUUUUCCAACAAGCACACUUGUACCAUUAUUUUCUGGUUAUGUACCAUGUGUAUAUAGCAUUGUAAAAAUAUUUCAUAAUUUUAUACAUGCUACUAUUUCAGAAUUUGGUUAUUGUGAGAAUGAAGAAAUGCUUAAAACAUCCAUACCUAUCACCACUAGGUUGGUGGUAAGUUGGUCACCUACAAAGCCCUCAACCCCCUAUUCAAUCCUAGUAAUCCACGUGUCAAGUGAAUAAAUCAGGCACAGGCCUUCGGAAUAUCUCACACUUUUGCCUCAUUUAAGAGGUCAAAUUGAAUACGAGUAGUGCUGGAGUAUAAACAUAAAUCAUUAUUUGGUAGUCAGAAAAAUGCCCUCUCAAUAAUUUAGCAGGGACUUCCUCAAAUUUAGUCUAAAAGAAAAUGCCAUCAUUUUAUAAUGGAAUAUUACAUUUACCAGUGAAAAUCUAUUUUGAAAGAGAUAUUCUGUAAAGUAGAAAGUUGUUCAACAGUUGAAGUACUGUGUUACCAUUAUACUGUUAAAUAUUCUAUUAGAGUGGGGGGUAUCUCAAAGACUUUUGAAUAUGUAUGACUAUCUCUGUCUAUAUAGUAUUAAGAUCAAUAAAUAAGCACAAGACAUAUGAAAGAAAUAUGUUAGAUGAAUAUGUGAGGAAAAGUUUAUUAAAAUUUGAUAUACUUUAUUUACUGUGGUAACUAAAGCACACCAUGAACGAAAACCUUUCUGGUUACGUUCUAGUAACUGCUCCCAUCUCCUUUACCACUUACUAAGAGAAUUAAAUUCGGUAGUCACACUGGAUUAAAAUAGGAUAGAAUCUUUUAAGGUGAGUCAUAUAAAAUCAUUGACAGUUGGCUGUUUAUAAUCUGCAGAAACAGAAACUUCAUAUGGUUUUGCCAUAAUAUCUAUCCAUUUCAGUCUCACAGACUCAUAAUCUAUUGGUGCUCUUUCAGGAAAACAGACAUCCACAUUUCCUUAUUUAUAUUUUUGGCACAGGCAGACAACUCUGGUAGGAGAGAGAGUUUCUGGGGUCAUGAUCUUUUGCGGUUGUCUACAAAAUCUGAACUGUUUUGGAUCUGCCAGUUUAAUUUGGAAAAUAAUUACAUUAAUCAGAGUGUUCUGUUCUUCUCAAUCUUUAUCGAAAUGAUUCUGCCCAUUUUGAAUACCAAAUUUAUAAAACUAUCUGUAAAAGAAGUUCAGGAGUAGGAACAAAUGAGUUGUUAUUAAGAGCAAAAGGAAAAUAAAAU
Otolemur garnettii (small-eared galago) is the source of this 3329-nucleotide messenger RNA. RefSeq names its product interleukin 20 receptor subunit alpha (gene IL20RA). Gene Ontology annotation, molecular function: interleukin-20 binding. NCBI's taxonomy places the organism in Eukaryota, Metazoa, Chordata, Mammalia, Primates, Galagidae. The record is from RefSeq and is a predicted model, not a curated record. The coding region runs from base 104 to 1759 and encodes 551 amino acids. The transcript is spliced from 7 exons.